UGUUAAAGCCGGGAGGGGAAGCAAUCGUCUCUGGGAUUUCUUUUCAUUAACGAGUAUCGGAGGAGGAGCAUUACUUGACAUAAAAGAAAAUGAAAAAUCUUCAUCAAUGGGAUCAAAAGUCUCUGAUCCUAGAGGAAUUGCAGGUUUUGAACUUGCUGUAUGUUCUUAAUGUUUUCUUGAUUAUAUGGGUAGGUUCUUUGUUUUAGUUUCGAAUUUUAAACAAGUUUACAAGUUUUUGAUUGGGUCUGAUCUAUGAGUUUACAAAGUUUGUGUGUGUGGUUACAUAAUUGAUUAGUUAGUUUGUCUGAUGGAUUUAUGCGAAGUCAGUAAGACAAAACGGAAAAGUUAUUGGAGACUUUGGUAAUCUCGUCAACAUUCCAACCGGAAAGGUUAUUAUUCUCUUUCUUGUGUAUUUAUAAUCACACAUUUUCUUGCAACUAAUUUUUUUAAAAAAAUUAAAAAUUAAAAAUGUAUCAUAUAUCCUCAGGAUAUUGCGAGGAAGGCAGAGGUUGUUGUUAUCAUCAGCCCUGAAGAAUGCAAACAACAUGUUACCAAAAGAGGAAGUUUCACAGCAACCCUCUAUUAGUAUGCUGCAAGUGGUGGACUCAAAGAUGUUGUGAAUGGCAACAUUGAUGCUCUUGAUGAUGGUGACAAACUUGCUGUUGUCGAAUACGCUGAUGACAUUUUCAAGUUUUACAAGAGCAUUGAAGAGGAAGGAAGAGACUAUAUGGGAUCACAACCUGAAUUAAACAUCAAGAUGAGAUCCAUCCUCAUUGUAGAUAUGGGUACCUCAUGAGGAAGACAAGGUUGCAAAGGGUGGUCUUGAUAAAAUGACUCUUGUCGAUGUCUGUCUAUAUAACUAUUAGUAAAAAGAACAUUCAUAAUUUUGAUUAAUUGGUUUUGAUUGAAAUAUAAUUUUGUUGACAGGUUGGUCAAAGGUUCUGUUUAAAUCCGAUUAAGAUCUUUGAAGGCAAAAAAAAAAAAAAACUUUUGGAGGUAGUUGGAGGUCCCACCCUUUGCGAGAACCCAUUCUAGGUAUCUCCAAACCAGGUAGUGGCUUCUCACGCCACAUUUUGCUGAUGCACCCCUUUUAAUCAUAUGAAAGUUUCUAAUUGUUUUCAAUUUUGUUCUUCAGAUACGAGCAUUGGAGAAAAGGAACAAAGCUGGAAAUUUUGCAAAGAAAAUAAAGGCAAAAACGAGAAGAAAGAUGCAUGACCUCUCCAACCCAUUAGAACCUGAUGAGUUUGCAGACAUGUGGAAGGAUGAUGAAUGAUAAAGGUCGAUCAAGUCUUUGUUAUUUUUGUCUCUACUGUUCCUUGUUCUUUUUUCUUCUCUCCCUCUUAUGGAUCAAAAUGUGUUCUUCUGUUUUCAUAGAAUUGAUAAUUUCAGUGAGUAAAAAGUUCAUUAUUUUGCAAUAUAAAGUGCUUUUGUAUCUUUAUUGAUGUCUAUUUACAUAAAGAAGUAUGUAAAAAUAAAAUGUAUCAGGACAAAAUAACGACUCAGAGGAUUGAACCAAUUAGAAGAAGAAAUCAACGGGUAUUAGCGAGAGCCCAGUUAGCUUCAGUUCCUCUCCUAGGGAUGGCAUUGAUCUUAGUACAAGCAUCCACUUGGAAGUUUGCUCCACAUAUCACACCUUCGCUGUCAAUCAUCGGCAUUGCCUUCAUGUUGUUCUCGGGAUGUUCAAAACUCUUAAGCCCGAUCUCACUAUGAUACACACUCCCUGCAAAAACCUUAGCCUACGAUAUUGCAGUGGAGCCACUCAGGAUGACGAAUCAACACAUUAAGUUAAGGAACUAAUGUUUGGAUAACGACAAUCCGGAGGUUCAUUACAUUGAGGGGUUAUAUCAGUAUAUUUUCCACUACAAAUCUAUCAAAUGACUCAACCAUCCUUGCCAAUCCGCAGAUGAGAACUAUGACAACGGUACAUAUUUUCAUGAUAUAUUAAUGUUGUGCAGAAACAAUUUUGAAGAGGAAAAAGAAUAUUUGAAUAAGCUGUCUUCGAAAAAUAAUCAAUAUAAAUCAGAUCAAUAAAAAAUAAUACAUACGAACCCGGCGCAAGACCACUAGUAAACAAUAAACGGAAUCUCUAAAACUAUAAAAACGCGGAGCCAAGUAGUCCCUUGCUCGUGCGAGUUCCAAACUUCCGAGCUAUCGUUCUCCGAUUACAAAUAUGAUAACCUGAGACCAUCGCCGGCCUCAGGGACACACUACAGUCUCCGAGAGAGACUAAUCCGCCAUGACGAAAUCGGAAAACUCAACAACUUGUAGCCAUUUUUCUUUCGCAAAGAUCCAACCGUCCGAGGAUGCUGACGCCGAUCCCGAUUCGUACGCCCUCGAGAAAUUCAAGCUCUACGAGACCAGAGCGAGGCUUCAGUGUAACUCUAGUCUCCCAUCCUAAUCAGGCCUCUUUAUGGAUGAGAAAUUUCAUUUCUAGGCUAAGUUUGGAUGCUUGCCUCUCUUGUUUUCUGUUAAACAGAGUGCCUUUUUAUUCUGUAAUUCUUUAUCGCAGUUACUUGAAAAGGGGCGUGAAUGAUUGUGGAAGGGUGGCGAAUGAUGUUGAAACAGAACAACUUGUUUUUUUUGAUGAAGAAGCUGGAUCAUGCAAGGGAAAAAUGACCUCAGUGGUUUAGAUGCGAGGAUCAAUUCCACUCUUGUGGUCGCAAGAGACCUCGAAAUUUAGUCCCAAGCCUGAUAUUUUCUGUGAGAAACUAACGUAACAUGCGCCUGUUAUCUCUAUUAGACGAUUCUAACGUGUGUGUUAUUGAUAUUCCUUUUCCUGGUUGUUUCGUCUCAGUACAGAGUGAGAUUCAGCUCAAGAGCCCCAAUUGGCUGUUUGGUUCGAGAAAGCCUGAAGAAAGUGGCUCUGCCACAAAACCUGGCGCAGACGAUAGUGAGAAAGGUGUGACAUCGAGUGAGAGAGUCAACGAUUUCUGCAACUUAGACUGGCUUUCUGAGCCAAACGAUCAUGAAGAAUAUAUCUUCCAAAGCCAACGGUUGGUAUGGACGUAUGGUGGUACUCUCCUCGGUGACCAAGAUGAAAACAGCGAAAUCUACAGACAUUAUGCUCAAUUCUGUCAGAACUCCGCGGAAGUUCUUUGCAUGAACACAGUCGACGUAAUGGACAUUGAGGAAGAAGAAGAAGAAACUGAGAUGGAAAAGGCUUUAAAUGAAUACGCUCAGAUCGGUAGCAGUCUCGGGAUCAUUCAAACACUGCAAAUACUUCGCCGGAGAUCCUUGUUGGCUAUCCAGAUGGCUCGUCGGAGAUGAUAUUAUCCCAAAGGUCAUUUAAUCACACAACCAAUGAUUUUCCCCCACAAGAACAUAACGUCUCACACCAGAGACGCUUCUCUGUUGGUUGUAUGCUUUACAUGAAAUCUUAUAUUGAGCAUUGUGAAAAAGAAUAUGCUCAUUUAUUUCACUAGAGGUAGAAUAUUGGAACAUCAUACAUAAAUUUGAGGAAUACACAUUCAGGCAAAACUAGUUUCCUUGGCUUCA
Molecule: messenger RNA, 3495 nt
Organism: Brassica napus (rape)
Lineage: Eukaryota; Viridiplantae; Streptophyta; Magnoliopsida; Brassicales; Brassicaceae
Product: phosphatidylinositol-3-phosphatase SAC1-like
Exons: 5
Coding region: 2719-3267 (182 amino acids)
Molecular function (GO): phosphatase activity
Source: RefSeq, a predicted model, not a curated record